This is a messenger RNA of Trichoderma aggressivum f. europaeum, 1422 nucleotides long. RefSeq lists its product as uncharacterized. The record is from RefSeq and is a predicted model, not a curated record. Bases 1 to 1422 code for a protein of 473 amino acids. Lineage: Eukaryota; Fungi; Ascomycota; Sordariomycetes; Hypocreales; Hypocreaceae. The transcript is spliced from 4 exons.
AUGUGGCCGAUGUUUAAUAAAGAAUAUCUUCAUGCUCUAAAAGUCUCGCACGAAGAUUUAUCUGAGUUGUUACCAGACAUUGAAGCUCUAGAGAAACUCGUUCAACCAAAGGGCAGCGACGACAACGGCCGUGCAGGAGGGUCUAUGAUUGCUCUUCUACGCGAACCAUCAGAAAUUAACGUGUCAUCAACUUCUACAGCAUCGGACGAGACAUUUGCUAAAAUUAACGACUGGAUCAACCGAUGUGAGCAAGACCAUACGCAAUGCACUCGUUUUCGAAGUCAAGUCCCUUGGUAUCCGACUAGGCUCUUGGAUGUUGGCCCCGAGGGCAGCUCUUCAAUCGCACUCGUCCAUAGCGCCCAAAUUAUAGAGGAAAGCGAAAAAUACAUGACAUUAAGUCAUCGAUGGGGAGAUGCCAAAGUGCCAACACUCACCACGAAAACCAUCAUCAACUGGACACAAGGACUUUCUGUCAAAAUGUUGCCAAAAACUUUCCAAGACUUUGUUAUGCUUGCCCAGCGCCUCCAAAUCCGCUACGUUUGGAUAGAUUCACUGUGUAUCAUCCAGGAGGGCGACAACGGUAACGACUGGCGAACUGAGGCACUUACCAUGGACAAAGUUUACGUGAACUCGUAUUGCAAUGUCUCUGCGGAUUGGGGUAACCCUAAACGUGGUUUAUACUUUCAGAGAGACCUCCGGAUGGUUGAUAAGCCAAAAAUUGACUGGCAAGUCAAAAGAGAGCCAAAUCGGGAUGUGGUUGUUGCAGAGGAAUGCCUACUCGUGGAGAACGAGUUCUGGGAAGAUCAAGUGUCUAGAUCUCCGCUGAGUGUCAGGGGCUGGGUAGUGCAAGAACUGGACGACAACUAUAUUGCCGGGCUGUGGCUCCGGAAUUUGGCCUCUGAUUUGAUGUGGUAUCGACAUCGGCUUCUCACAGCCGCUGUCGUCGAAGAUACAAAAUACCGUCUUUCUUUAUUUAAAAAUGACAAAGAAGACGUCUACCGUGCGCCAAGCUUUUCGUGGGCAUCAACUGCAGUGCCAAUUGAACCAAAUCAUAUGGAGGGCAACGUGGGUUUCAUCAUCGGUGUGAGGUGUAUUAAAUUUCGCGACUGCUCCAAUGCGUCAAUUGAAGAUUGGACCAGCGAUAUAUUUGGGCCUUUAUCGAAUCCGAUGAUUGAGAUUUUGGUCGUUGGAACACUGAAAAGAAUGCGGUUGCAGCCCUAUUUCGACGGCGAAAUGACUGAUUUCUAUGUCGUUCCAGAUAGCUCCAGCGGCAGCUUCAAGAAAGUGGAAGAUUGGUCUGAGUCUAUCUCGAAAGAAACCGCUGAAGCCACUCUGGACUUCCAAGUUAACAACGAGGACGUAGCCACGACUGCUGGAACUCUCACUUGCCGUCGAAGUCUCAACGAGAUGGUGACUCGCUAA